CCCAGAAGCUAAACGCAGUUCGGCUAACGGUCGUAGUAAUCAUGUAAAUAAAGUUAUUUUUAUGGUGAAUUUUAAAUAUUUCACAGUCUUGACUCUUUGCCUCGCGUGUUGUAGCGGCGCAGGGAUGCCGUGGAGGUGCUGUGUCCCCGGAUGUAAAGGCUACGAUGAGGCGAAGUCGAUGGGGGUCGUGUUUCACGGGUUACCGACCAGAGACCCUCCGCGCUGCAGAGUGUGGCUCAAAGCGAUCCAAAACCCCCGGUUCGACGAGGACACACCUGUCUCCAGGUACAGCGGAGUGAGGGUCUGCAGCCUGCACUUUAAACCCGAAGACUACGAGGAGGACUUCAGGGCCAAGAUACUGAACAUCCCGCCGAAGCCGACGCUGAAGAGCGGCGCAGUGCCGUCAGUGUUCCCCGGGAGAGAGCGCGCUGAGCCCGGCUGCACAGGUGCAUCUGCUCCCGCCACGAAGAGGAGGAGAACACAGGCGUCCUCUGGAGCAGCAGCGGGCUCCUCCCAGCCUCCUCCUCUUCCUCCUCCAGCGUCAGAGGAGAGUUUCUGCAUCGUGGUGUCGGUGGAUCCUCUCCACUCAGAACCAGAACUCAACUCUGCGUCCGAAGAGUCCGAUGAAGACAUGGACAAGGACUGCGCCGUGGUGUACACCCGCAGCCUGAUGGAGCUGUUCAGGAGGUGUCAGACGUGCGGCCAGCCCGUCGAUCAGAAGCAGGUGUUUCACUCAGGUGCACAGGUGAGCGUGAAGUGGAGCUGUCAUGGCGGACACUCAGGUGUGUGGAAGUCGUCACCUCGACUGAGAGACGGGGUGCAAUGAGACGCUCACUCCUGCUUCUUUACGCAGGGCCGAUGUUAACGGUUUGAGGAGAAGAAGAACUUUGUUUAAAGAGACGGAGACGCUUCCUGUCAGCACAGCACACCUGGUGGACGCCAUCAGCUCACCUGGUGGACGCCGUCAGCUCACCUGGUGGACGCCGUCAGCUCACCUGGUGGACGUGAUAGGCACAGCACACCUGGUGGACGCCAUCAGCUCACCUGGUGGACGCCGUCAGCUCACCUGGUGGACGUGGUAGGCACAGCACACCUGGUGGACGCCGUCAGCUCACCUGGUGGACGCCGUCAGCUCACCUGGUGGACGUGGUAGGCACAGCACACCCGGUGGACGCCGUCAGCUCACCCGGUGGACGCCGUCAGCUCACCCAGUGGACGCCGUCAGCUCACCUGGUGGACGUGGUAGGCACAGCACACCCGGUGGACACCGUCAGCUCACCCGGUGGACGCCGUCAGCUCACCCAGUGGACGCCGUCAGCUCACCUGGUGGACGUGGUAGGCACAGCACACCCGGUGGACACCGUCAGCUCACCCGGUGGACGCCGUCAGCUCACCCAGUGGACGCCGUCAGCUCACCUGGUGGACGCUGUCAGCACACCUUCAUGUUGGACUCCACGUCGGGGACGGUCCACACUGCUGCAGGUGUCUCCCGGUCGUCAUGACUACCAUCAACCCUGAGUGAUGGAGAGGAGGAGCAGAAG
Molecule: messenger RNA, 1541 nt
Organism: Labrus mixtus (cuckoo wrasse)
Lineage: Eukaryota; Metazoa; Chordata; Actinopteri; Labriformes; Labridae
Exons: 3
Coding region: 62-826 (254 amino acids)
Source: RefSeq, a predicted model, not a curated record